CUGGAGGUAAGGUGGCCCCUGCUAAGCCCGUGUCCACAAUGGCCUCCUCAACGGCGUCACUCUCACCAUCUCAACUAAAUGCAGCCAUCAUGGACAUGCUGCACGUGAACAACACCGGGAACCAGUGUUUAAAUGCUUGUCGAGGUGACCCAAUCACGACGGCUGGUCAGCGGAAACAGAUGAUCAAGAUGUUAGCCAUUAUUCUUAUACCUGUUUCUAUUCUUGUCGGACUGACCGGCAACUCAUUUGGCACGACGCUCAACAACUACCUCUACUCAACGCGCAUCAGAUCUACACUUCUCUUCAGUUUGGAUAUGGCGUACAUGAUUCGGUCCUUGCAGCGUGAGAGAGAUGGCAGCGCCCUCUACCUAAGUUCAAUCCGUCCGGAGACAAAAGGCUUCUUACUUCAACGCUAUCUUGAUACAGACGAAGCUGUGCAGAAUCUGCCAGAGUGGCCGACUUCACUCAGUAACACUAGAUCUGAGUUCGAUUCCAGCGAGACCUUCUUAAAGACUUUGAAUCGACACAGAUAUGAGUUAGAUACGUUAAAAGUAACGUUUCACGAAGAAUUGAUCACAUACUCUGACUGGAUUGAAGUUUUCAUCAAGUGGUUCUACAAGUCUAUCACUGAGGCACGUGCAGAAAAGGUAUGGAAAGCGUUCGUUGCAUACCAAGAACUACUGGUUGCAUCAGAGUACCUCGGUCGUGAACGUGCGAUGGGUGUUAUAUUUUACACCCUUGGUGAGUUCCCGACACGAGAAGAGUACUUGUAUUUCGUGGAAAGUCAGGAUACCUCCAACGCUUCAUUCGCCGCUGCUCGGCAGUACUCGAAAAUAGCGAAAGCGAUCUACGACGCUAAAAUCAAAGGAAAUCCUGAAAUCAUGCGCACCAUCCAGAACAAAAGGGGAGAAAUUCGCUCCCGGAACUCUGGGGCUGUCAUCAAUAAAGUGGGGUCUCUGAAAGAUGCCAAAUUCUGGUUUGAAAAUAUGACAUACUUUCAGGAUAUUAUCCGCGAGGCCCAGGUGUCACUGGCUCUAACAAUUGACGGUCUUCUAGCGGCAAGACAACAGACCGACCUCACUAAUAUCAUCAUCAUCUGUAUCAUAUUCAGCGCCGUCCUUAUACUCUGUCCCGUCAUCAUCUACGCUGUCUACAAUCUCACUGUUGAAAUCCAGAGAUGUUCUCUUCAUAUCGCGGAUAGAACUAAGGCUUUAAGCAAGGAAAAGAAGAGAACAGAUACCCUGCUGUAUCAGAUGCUACCCAAGGAGGUUGCCGAGAAACUGAAGCAGAAUCAGGACGUGAGCACCGAGGAGUUUGUACAAGCUACCAUUAUGUUCAGUGAUAUUGUCGGCUUCACUAAUAUUUCUUCACGCAGCUCGCCUCUUCAGAUAGUUGAGAUGCUGAACACGAUUUACUCGUGUUUAGAUGAGAGAAUAGAUCUGUACGAUGUUUACAAGGUGGAAACUAUCGGAGAUGCUUAUCUCGUAGUAUCAGGUGUCCCUAAACGAAAUGGUAAACGGCACGCCUCCGAGAUAGCCUCGCUGUCACUUGACAUUCUAGAGCAUGUGAAUAGAAUGGAAAUCCCGCAUAUACCUGGAACAAACGUCAGACUGCGAAUCGGCUGCCAUAGCGGUCCGGUUGUUGCGGGAGUUGUUGGUACAAAGAUGCCUCAUUAUUGUGUCUUUGGUGAGGCCGUGAACGUGGCCAACAAGAUGGAGGCGCUCGGCAAACCCUGUAAAAUUCACUUGAGUAAGACAACAGCUGACAUUCUCACAGAGGUUGGAGGGUACGUGAUCACAGAGAGAUACGACUUUCCCGAAAAGGUAAAUGUUAAAACUAAUGACCCUGACCUGCUGAUUGCAUUUAAAGGGAACGUGAAGACAUACUGGUUGGUUUGUCGUGAAGGUUUUGCUCCCCCAACGACCCCUGACCUGGAGACAAAAGCUUGAACAUACUUCCGUGUUGUACAAUAACACACAGAUGUUUUCUUUUAUUUCUAGCAUUUCUUUUGCUAAAAACUAAAGUAUGAAUAUUUCUUUGAAUUAUGAAUUUAACAUCUUUAUUGUGCAAUAAGAAGAUAUGUUUUAUUGUUAUGAGAUAUUGUGUUUCUUCAUUUUGCAACAAUGAUUUCAGUUUCAUAAACUCUGAACAAAUCUGGUCAUAAAGUAUUAUUUACCUGUCGUAUUUAUUCCUCCCCCACAUAAGUUAGAACUGCAAUUCAAAAUACAAUAUCAGGAUUGUGGGAUGGUGAAUUAAAGGGAAAGGCAAUGUUGUUCUUAUGUUAAUUCCGUCUGCAAGGAUCUCUUAAAUCAUUUAAAGAAGUGAAAGAAUGGUCCUAAUUGGUUUAAAAAUGUGAAAGGUAUGAGGAUUUAAAUAUUUGAUCAAAAUGGCGACCAUUUUGCUUCCACGGCAACAAAGAACAAAAUGGCGAAUUUAUUAAAUUUCGAGAUAAUUAUUUGAACUGCAUUUACUUAAUUUUGUAAAAAUAACUUGUGUACUUUUUCCAGAUAUUAUGAAAAAUAUUCCCAUGAUUUAUAUCUUACACUAAAAAAAACCAUCAAAUUAAUCUAUUUAAAAUGUUGUUUGCUAAGAAAAGAAUUCAGCAGUGUGUAAAUGA
Messenger RNA from Mercenaria mercenaria, 2617 nucleotides. RefSeq lists its product as uncharacterized. Gene Ontology annotation, biological process: intracellular signal transduction; cGMP biosynthetic process; receptor guanylyl cyclase signaling pathway. Gene Ontology annotation, molecular function: guanylate cyclase activity; peptide receptor activity. Bases 39 to 1949 code for a protein of 636 amino acids. The record is from RefSeq and is a predicted model, not a curated record. Lineage: Eukaryota; Metazoa; Mollusca; Bivalvia; Venerida; Veneridae. The transcript has 12 exons.